Aspergillus heteromorphus CBS 117.55 is the source of this 984-nucleotide messenger RNA. RefSeq lists its product as uncharacterized. Gene Ontology annotation, cellular component: nucleus; cytoplasm. Bases 1 to 984 code for a protein of 327 amino acids. The record is from RefSeq and is a predicted model, not a curated record. The transcript is spliced from 3 exons. NCBI's taxonomy places the organism in Eukaryota, Fungi, Ascomycota, Eurotiomycetes, Eurotiales, Aspergillaceae.
AUGUCGCCCUGUAUCGGGUCGACCCCUGUGCAAGCCCUCGUCGUGACCAUGAAGAUCCUCUGUCUCCACGGCCACGGCACGAAUGCUGCCAUCCUGCAGUAUCAGCUCUCCGGUGUCAUCAACUUGGCUGAUCCCAGCUGGGAAUUCCACUACUUGACUGGGGAAGUGGACUGCCCUCCAGCUCCAGGCAUCACAGACAACUUCCCUGGCCCCUACCGCUGCUACACGCGUCGGUUCGACCCGGCGAGCGAGGGCGCCGCACAUGACCUGAUCGACGACACAAUCGACGAGCAGGGCCCCUUCGACGGGGUCCUCGGGUUUAGCCAGGGGGCAGCCAUCGCCGUCUCGUAUCUCCUAGAGCACCAGGCCCAACAGCCAGACAAGCCACUCCCAUUCCGUUUUGCGGUGUUCUGCUCAAGCACGGUCCCCUGUGCCGCGGAUCGUGUUUACAGCCAGACGGUCCUGGGAUGCCUAUCGCCCGAGGAGGAGCAGCAUCUUCGAUCCGGCCAGGACGAGAGGAUCGCGCAACUCCCCAAGCAUGCGCGCACCGCCAUCAGCACGCUGAUUGAAACUCUUGAUCAGACGGCGCCCAUAACCCAGCAGCAUCGGUCGUUCUAUCUGGAUCGGCCUCUGGCGGAGAUUCCCUGUGUGCGGCAUCCGGAGCUGUGCGCCACCCGCCUGGCUAUCCCUACCCUGCAUGUUCGCGGGAAGACGGAACAGCCGGAGAUCAAGCAUAUGGGCCAGCUCGUGGAGGCAUUCUGUCUGACUGGGAAGCGGCGGUCAUGGGAGCAUUCGGCGGGGCAUGAUUUGCCUCGCUCGGGGGGAGAGGCAGGCCAUUUCCUCUCGGGGGUGGAGUGGGUGGUAGGCCAGAUGAACGAAGGAGUGGCUCCUGAUCUCGAUGGCUCGGCCUGGGAAUUCCAGCUUCCAGCCAGUCGCAGGCUUGAUGUCACCUCUUGCCCUGUUGGAACAUGCAAGAACCACUGA